CGCACUUCCUGCUGUAGCCGCCGCCGGGUCCUGUUGGUGUUCUCGGAGAAUAAAAGAAUCAGACUUUAACUUCCCUUCUUACAGGAGGGACAACGCCGGACCGUGUGAGCCGACCCGGGAACACCGCGGGAGCAAAGUGCCGAGUGACUCGUUCAACUUAAAGUGAAUUAGUUUUCCAGGUUGCUUCAGGAGAUAGCGUUAUGGCAAAGGUACAAGUGCUGAAUGUCGCUGUGCUGGACAACCCGAGCCCGUUUGGGAACCCGUUUCAGUUUGAAAUAACGUUUGAGUGCAUGGAGGAUUUACCGGAAGAUCUGGAGUGGAAGAUAAUCUAUGUGGGUUCAGCUGAGAGCGAGGAAUACGACCAGGUUCUGGACUCUGUUCUAGUUGGCCCCGUACCGGCUGGCAGACACAUGUUUGUGUUUCAGGCUGAUGCUCCUAACACAGGGCUGAUUCCAGAGAGUGAUGCUGUAGGAGUGACUGUAGUCCUCAUAACCUGCACCUACCGUGGACAGGAGUUCAUCCGCAUCGGUUACUAUGUCAACAAUGAAUACACAGACCCUGAACUCCGGGAAAACCCACCUCUCAAACCAGACUACACUCAGCUUCAGAGGAAUAUUUUGGCCUCCAACCCUCGUGUCACCCGCUUUCAUAUCAACUGGGAGGGCUCAGCGGACAAGAUGGAGGACAGCGAGAACGUUGACCCGUCCCCCAACAUCAGCAGUAUGCUCCCUCCGUCCUGUAUACCAGGGAAGAUGCCACCUCUUGGAUUGAUGCCGGACAACUCCAUGGACUGCAUGUAAGAAUCAUCAGAAUAAAAUAAUGGACAAGAAGCUCUUCAUAUCCGUACACUCAACCACAUCACCAACACACAUUUGGACAAGGAGCCAAUGAAUGUAUCUUCUUAACAUGCGGACAUUAACAGGAAGCAGGGAUCUUAUUUUUAUACAGUGUACACAAAUGGGAAGAGGAAUUGUUACAAACUGUUUUUCUUUCUUGUUCACCCUCUCUUUCAACACACAAAUCUGCACAACCAACACUGCCUUAUUUCACCAUAAUCUCUAUCUUGGAUGAUGUUAAAGCUCAGCCAGAGGAAGUUUGAGUCAUCAGGGUGGGGAGACCUAAAGACAGAACCACCAUAUCCUCACAGCCCUGAGUCUUGCUAGUCAUAUUCAUACUCAUGUUGACCUGUUUGGUAUCCAUACUCUGCUGUUCAUUUUGUCCCCUUGAGCACAGAUCAAAGCUAUGGGCAGUGCUCCAUAUGUCAAAAUAGAUGUAGCACUAGCUGCUUAUAGUAAAGCAUUUUAUUGUUCUGAUGGUUUGUCUCGUCUGAUGUAAAUUUGCAGCAUCUGGAGUUCCUGUGGAAGCAAAUUAUCGGAUUGGAAAAUGGCUCUUGAUUAGAGGCCUGUUGUAAGAAGUAGCUUUACUUACUGUUAGCUGGAUAGCUUAUGCAGAGUACAACCGUGAUUCACCCUCAAGUUAUCCAGAUAACUCUGUAAAUCUCAUUCUUCAAACAGGACCCGAGUCAGAAUAAUGUUCUUUAAAAUGUUGCAUAAGAUGUCUGUCUGUAAUUAUGCACAAAACAUGUGGGUAAAGGAGAAAUGAAUGCCAUAUUGCAGUCCAGUUGAUUUAAGCAUACUGUAAAUAAUGCUCUCCCAGCGCUUAUUUUGUCUUCAAGAUGAGACGACGUAUUUUCUUUUUGUACUUACUAUAUAUUCUCUGCCUCAGUAUUUGUAACAACAGUUAAUAAAUUUUGUUUUGUGGA
Dicentrarchus labrax (European seabass) is the source of this 1762-nucleotide messenger RNA. It is a transcript of the gene asf1bb, whose product is annotated as anti-silencing function 1Bb histone chaperone. Gene Ontology annotation, cellular component: nucleus. Lineage: Eukaryota; Metazoa; Chordata; Actinopteri; Moronidae. The transcript has 4 exons. Gene Ontology annotation, biological process: DNA replication-dependent chromatin assembly. Bases 201 to 800 code for a protein of 199 amino acids. The record is from RefSeq and is a predicted model, not a curated record. Gene Ontology annotation, molecular function: histone binding.